Molecule: messenger RNA, 1676 nt
Organism: Guyanagaster necrorhizus
Lineage: Eukaryota; Fungi; Basidiomycota; Agaricomycetes; Agaricales; Physalacriaceae
Exons: 10
Coding region: 303-1520 (405 amino acids)
Source: RefSeq, a predicted model, not a curated record
AUCUCCGCGGUUUCGUAGUGUGGCACCAAGAGCCGACAACACAUAUCACAUUAGUUCGAAGGUCUUUUCGUCAGGCUUUACUCAGAUCAUCAUCGUAUAUUACACGUGGGACUCUAUGCCGGGGUGCUUGUUCCACGGCCUAGCGGCAGCGUGGUCGAGACAACUCAGCUUCCGACCGUAACUCUUGUCGAGGGCAUCACUUGACCGAUAUCUUUUAUCAUUAACCGCUCAAAUACGGCAUUGCCAUAAAUGUUUGCGUUGACAUAAACCGUUCCCGCAAUCUGACCGGGUCUCUCAGAGGCAUGCUACUCUCAUUUAUCUUUCACCUCGUGGCCCUUGCUUCUGCCAGUGUGCUCCACCGACGGCAACAGGUCAACCAGAACCCUACUGUCGGCGGUGAUCCUGAUCAUGGGUGGAAAGCGUUUCCUCAAGUGAACGAUGCCACAGCGUACCCUAGUUGGGUCGUGAAUGAUGGUGCUCAACUGCCUGUCUAUCAAACGAGCGGCCUCAAUAAUUCUGAGGUAACAAGAGCAGUCAUUGUUUUACCUGCGAGGCCUCGAGACUGCUGGUACUACUGGAAUGUGGUGAACAACGCGCUUUACAAUGCCACGUUUCAUGACUCGAGCAUAAGACGCGAAGAUAUCUCCAUCAUGGCUCCGUGCUUUUUCACACAAGCGGAUAUGGAUGCAGGUGCCACAGGAGACGACGUACUCUUGUGGGGAAUGACGACCUGGAUCGACGGAAAAGCCAAUAUACUGCCAAGCUCCGUGAUAAACUUCAGCAGCUUUGAUGUGCUCGACGCGCUGGUGUCGUACUAUAUGGAUACGCAGGCAUUCCCAAACCUCAACACUGUCGUUGUAGGAGGUCAUUCCGCUGGUGGACAAAUGACACAGCGCUAUGCCACGUUACGAAAAUCGACUGAGAACGACGAUCGACUACAUUUCUGGAUCGCCAACCCAGGCUCUCUAUGCUGGUUGACUGCUGAGCGCCCGAUGCCAAAUAGCUCUUGCAUUGACCCGGACAAGUAUAAAUACGGCUUAGAGAGCAAUUUUCCAGCAUACGCUACUUCGGACACAAAUAGACUUGGACGGGACGGGAUCGUUUCGCGGUAUAUUGGACGUAAUUUACACUACGCCUGGGGGACGGCAGAUAACGGCCCAGGAGAUAUUUCUUGUGAAGCGUUGGCCCAGGGACGCACCCAUCUGGAAAGAGGAAGGAAUUUUGUUGCCAUGCUAGAAAAACUGACUGGCGGUAUACCUGCCCUGUCGACGGUCGAUUGGAUCGAGGGAGUAUCUCAUUCGAACGAGGGUAUGAUGAAUAGCGAAGAAGGAAUAGACAAGUUGUUCCGAUACGCGUCAAACGCUACUGCUAGGAAUGUCAAUGUCUCUUCUGCCGCUGGCUCAAGGUCGAGUUCGAGUCCAUACGUGACUCCAAGUCAAACGGGCGAUGUAAUGAAAACAAAAUCGCUGUCUUUUAUUUUCAUCUUGGUGUUACCGUUGGUUUUCCAUGUCAUAAUUUAGCUUAGACACCGACGAAGGCGGUAUCGAUUGCAUUCCCGUUCGACCAGGACUUAGUACUGUUAGAGGGGACUGCUACCUAAUAUACACCAGGCUUUUCUGACAUCAUUUUUCCAAACUGUGCUACUCUGACUGUCUCUGUCCCACACACAAACAUCG